Suillus discolor is the source of this 1099-nucleotide messenger RNA. RefSeq lists its product as uncharacterized. The transcript is spliced from 2 exons. The record is from RefSeq and is a predicted model, not a curated record. Lineage: Eukaryota; Fungi; Basidiomycota; Agaricomycetes; Boletales; Suillaceae. The coding region runs from base 89 to 1099 and encodes 336 amino acids.
UUAAAAUCUUAGCUUCCAUCAGAUAGUUCCAGGACCUGUAUCCUCUUACCGUAUAAACGUAUAAACGGGUCACACACGUUACAACCCCAUGGACGCACAACGUUUCGACCCCCUGCGGCGCACCAACAUGGUCAGUAUUUCCAGCGAGAAAACGAGCGCCAGUGAUGUACGGCCGGACCACGAGAUUGUAGUUGAUCUUGUUGAGGGAAAAUAUUCUGAUUUGAGGGGGUCGUGCCCUUCCCCUAAGGACACAUGCACUACACACGUCACUACGUCUGUCGACAAGGUUUCCACACAUACCAUCACCCGCUCUGAGCCCAAUCCCUGUGGUGGCGCUCCUAUAGUAUCUGUCACAGAGAUAGUGUUCAGGCGCCCUCCGUCUGGUGCAAACACCUCCUCUCCCUCUCAAUCUUCGCCAUCUGUGUCACCGCGAUCCAUCCCUCCUCCAAGCUCCAAUGACUCCGUCGACACGGUUGCCACAGGCACCAUCAUCCAUUCUGAUCCCAAUCCCUGUGGUGGCGCUCCUAUAGUAUCUCGCGCACAGAUGGUGUCCAGAGGAGUGUGGUCACACUCUCCGUGUCGCACACAGAUGGUGUUCACAGGGGUGUUGUCGCGCUCAUUUCCCACGAACACCUCCUCUCCCUCUCAAUCUUUUUCGCCAUCUGCGUCAUCACGAUCCACCCCUCCUCCAGCCAAUGAGCCCUUCGACGUGCUUGCUACAUAUGGUGUUCAGAGGGGUGUUGUCGCGCUCUCCGUCUUGCACACAGAUGGUGUUAACAGAGACGGUGUCGUGCCCUCCGGCUUGCACAAACACCUCAUCUCCGGCUCGCACAAACACCUCCUCUCCCCUCAAUCUUCUUCGCCAUCUGCAUCAUCGCAAUCCACCCCUCCUCCAGGCUUCAUAAAGCGAGCGCUCAACCGUUUCAAUACAACCUCAGCUUCUGAUAGCGACGUGGAUGAUCUGAAAGUGCACAGGAGGAAGAAGCACACGUUGCUGGUGAUUGUUAAGGAAAGAAGGGAGAAACACAAAGAUGAUCGGGCGUUCAAGGAUAUCGCGGGGAAUGUUUUUCCUGCUGCUAGUGUGAAGGGCAGCACUUGA